This is a messenger RNA of Dalotia coriaria, 4128 nucleotides long. RefSeq lists its product as uncharacterized. Gene Ontology annotation, molecular function: acetylcholine receptor regulator activity. NCBI's taxonomy places the organism in Eukaryota, Metazoa, Arthropoda, Insecta, Coleoptera, Staphylinidae. The record is from RefSeq and is a predicted model, not a curated record. The transcript has 4 exons. The coding region runs from base 739 to 1380 and encodes 213 amino acids.
AGGAUUUUACACUCGUGCGUUGUCGCCGCGACUCGGCGUUUUGCCCGGGUGAAGCAACAAUCCCAUCGCGUCUGCCUCCCACACGCAAUGUGAAUGGAACCGAAACAAAGAGCGAGUAUACUGCGGAUAGGCACGGAUCUAGCGUCUGUGACGCCUCCGCCGCCUCCGCGUUUGCUACUACAGUAUACACAUACAGGACGAACUGAAUCCUGGACGCUAUAAGCAUACUCAACUCUCGUAGGCGCGCGUUUUUCAAUGAAAACGCACGCACGGGACGAGGACGGCGAAUCGAUAACCGCGUGGCGGCGGUGGCGGCGGCGGCGGCAGGACUGCAGCAUCCUUGGCGCGAAUGUGGAGCGCGCAGUCGGCCGGCCGUCGCGCGACACGCCACUGCACGUGAGCGCAACAGUCGCGAGCACGAAUCGCACACACGAUCUUCGCGCGGAACUAAUUUAUGACUUCAUCAGCGCCUAACUUUACAAAAUUUCAUUUCGCACAUUUCACCCAAUGACAAUCAUCGCCUACAUUAAAUUACCACUAUUAUAAAAUUCUUAUUUUUUCAUCCUUAACAAAUAAAAGUGAUUUAAAAUAAAUCAUGGACCAAUAAAUAAUCAAAUUUAAACAAUUGUAAAUAAAUUUGUUGGUGAAUUGACAUAAAAAUACAGGAAUAAGACGAGGAACGCACAUCGCGCAAGGAGAUUCCUUCUGAAACAUGUUCGGCAACAUUAGGUUGAUAGUAUGUUGAGAAUCAGCAUGCUACUCAGCUGCAUUCUGAUGACGAACAGGGGCACGACGCCGACGGCGUUCGCCGACGACGUGGCGCACGUGCAGACAGCGUCGGCGAACGAGGUGGACACCGUUGGGGGCGCGUCGGGGGCGGAUGGUGUCGGCCCCAAGGGUGGCAAUCGUGACGACUAUGCCGUUACUUGCUACAUCUGCGUCAACGUCUCCGACAACGACAUCUGCAAUCAGUACGCCAUCGAUCGACCCUGCAAGCCAGGUGAAACUUUUUGCCACACGCUACACAUUAUGGACUCCAAGGGCACGUCCGUUUUAGUCAACAAAAAAUGCACGGGAGCGAAAGAAUGUCAACGAAAUAAAGUUGGAUGCGUUGAAAUUGACACACAACUAAUGUGUGUAUCAUGCUGCGAUCAAGACUAUUGCAACGUAAACAUCCCCUCGAAUGCUUCCACAGCGAUCUACGACGACAAGAUCACCAAAAUGCGUUCGCUGGCAAAGAACCUCUUCAAUACCGAGCGCGAGAAGGCUCUCACGACGACGAUAAAGUCCGCCAGCGCCGUGCGGCCGCUCACCGGUGGCGGCUGGCGCGCUACACUCACCGCCGCCCUUACUAUACUCACCAUGCUCGGCAACACGUAAACAACGUCACAAAUGUUAAAUGCAUCAUGGAAUUUGAUAAUGUUUAAGAGUUUAAGCAUAAAUAACAACAACAACACGCACCACAAGACGACAAAUGGAAAUUGUUUAUAAAGCGGACGCAGCACGAGCUAAACAAAAAGUUAAUAACAAAUCAAAUCAAAGAGAAUAACAAAUAUUUUUUGACAACACUUUCUUCUUAACAAGUAAUUAACAAAUACGUUAUUGCAACUUUUAUCUUUUGCAUAAAUUGCGUUGAUUUUGUUGUUGUAGGUAAAAUAAUAAGAUAUAUUGUUAUUGUUAAUUUAUUUAUGCCGAAACACAUUUUCAAACACAUAUAAGAAUUUAACUACUGUAAAAAACAAUAUUUUUAGGUGUAAAACCUCAAAUUUUUAGGUUAAAAUCACAGAAAAUGCAAUUUUAAGUUUAUAACCUCAAAUGUUCUUCUAAAAAUUAUAAUAAUUAAAUUAUUAUAUGUGUUUGAAACAAAUUCGGUUCAUAUACUCGGUACACUGCGAACCGGGUGCAGAAUUGAGGUUAGGAUUAACAUUUCAGUAUACAUUAAUGCAAAUAAUUAAAAUAAACAUUACACUCACCAAUUAAUUGAUAAAGAAUAAAACAAAAUGCACAAUUUUACUAUUAAAACAAUUCGAGAACUAAAAUAAAAACAAUAAAGUGAUAUAACGUUUAAUAAACUUAAAAUUUAAAACUUAAAUUUAAAGCAAAAACUAUUAUAAUAACUAACAUAACAACUAACACUAAGAUAAUUAAUAUUAAUAAUUAAAUUACCAAUUAACAAAGUUAAUAACAAAAAUGAAUAUCUGUAAAUAGAUCAUCAAAGAAUGUAAAAAUUGAAUUAAUCGAUUACUUAGCAAUUAAGAACUACGACUAAUAAUAUAAUUAAUUGGCGCACUAAUUAACAUUCACGACUUACACACGAGUAUGACUAUCGUAGCGGCUAAAAUGAUGAAUUAAUUAAUUAGUUCGUAAUUAUUGCAUUUCUUCUCGAUGUUGAACGAUUCAUAUGACGGCGAUAGUAGGCAACUCUAUUAACACAUAGAAUACAAGAAAUGUUUGUGAUUUAUUUCGGUUUUUAUUUAUUGAUAAGCAACUAAAUUUGAGAGUAAUAAAUUUAAAUGUGAUACGAUCGGCGAUAGGUGUACAUAAUCGUUGGUGAAGACAAAAUGGCGGACAUGGAUUACAAAUGUAAACUUAUAGAUAUAACUACAAUGCGAAGGAGAUGUUAAUGAAAUGAUAAUGAAACAAUUGGAUAUUUAGAUGAUUUAAUUGUUGUAUUUCAAGUCUUUCUCACUUUGUCGAUGAUUGUGAUAUUCAGAUUUUAAAAUAUUUCUAUGUACAAAGGUUAGAAUUGAUUGAAAAUUGAAUUUUGGCAAUGUGUAAAGUGAAAUGGUCAAAAAAACCUUUUAAAAUGUUUUUAGCUAUUAUUUGAUUACUUAAAAUCACAAAGAGAUACAUACAUUAUUAUUUAAUUAAAUAAAAAGUAAUAAAUUUUAUAUAUUUUUCAUUUAUUAACAGUUUUUAAUUAAUUUUGACAAAUCUAGUUUUGUUUCAUUAUUACGGCGUAAAUUAAGUAUUAUUUCAAAAUAUUUAUAAUGAAUCUGAAGAUAUGUUUAAUUCUGAAUCUACUGGUGAAAGAAUAAUUGUUGUAUUGUUUUUUGUUUAAUAAUUAUUAACUAUUAAGUAUUGGAAAACAUGUUUUCAGCGCAUUUAAAGCUGUUAAUGUUAUAUGUGCAGAUUAACGGUCUAUGUUUAGGUUAAAACCUGUUUUUCUUUACUUUUUAGUUAAUAACUCAAGAACUAUACAACAUAAAACGAUUAUUUUUAAACCAAUCGAACCAAUAUAAUAUUUUGCGCCAUAUUAGACCUGACUUUUAGUGUUUACCUAACAAGUUAUUUAGUUAUACGCAGUAAAAGUAUUUAUUUUUAAUUUUAACAAUUUAAUAUUUUAAUAUAUCAUAACCUCCAACAAAAUAUUACGUUUUAUAUAAAAUAUAAUACAUUAGAUACAUAAUUCAAUACUCUAUCAAUCACCAUUAAAAUAAUUAUAUUAUCUCUUUGCGUUUAUGAGUAAAUAAUUAAUAACUACCAAAUACUCCUAGGUUAUUAAUUUUAGACCGUUGUAACUUACUUAAUACAAUGCCACAUUACAAUUUUCAAUAAUUUCUAACUAUGAUAUUAUUUUCAUGUUUAGAUGUGAUUUUCUUUACACUUCUUACGUAAGCCUUUAAAAGGUUUACAAAACUAUCAAUUUUACUUUACUUGGAAUGUGAAUUUUUAUAUUAAUAACUAAUAAUCAAAUGUGAACAUGAGGUUGCUAAACGAGAACACAACGGUGGCUACAAAACUUAAACCUAAUCAAAAACUCAAUCAAAUACCUAUGUACUCUUCUUAUCUCUUUAUUAUCUUUCUAUUAUCUCUAUAUUACGAAAAAUACCAACUUUAUCUUGCAUAGAUAACAUGAAUUGUAAUUAUGCUAUUAUUAUUGCGAUUGCAAAGCAGUUUAACAAUGUGCAAGGGAGACAAUUAUGUACUUAACUCAUUAAGUGUUACUUAUGCACACGCAGAUAACAUUUAAUUGUGCAAUUGAACAAAUAUUGAAUGCUGUUAGUUGAGAGAACGAUGCAAAGGAACAAACAGAGCGAAAGUGGUCGAUAAGCAAUUUUAUCAAUAUUAUUAUAUGGAUUAUUACAGAUUAAACAAAAGUACAACAAUAAAAAUGAACAUACACAA